CGCUAGAAUCUGGGCCUUUUCUCCCAGACCAUUUCGGCUCUGACCGAAUCAGUUUCCUGGAAGAUAGAGGGAGGAGCCUGGCAUUUCUGGUGGUUGGAAGAACAGCCAGUCAAAGCCAGCCAGCAUCUGAGCCAGCGUUGGAACUGGAGCAACGGAGAACGAAGGCUCGGCUGUGUUGGAAUACGGUAUAAUUUUAAUAUUCACACACAGACGGUGUAUGCAACAGAUUAGUCGUCGAGAUGCACGUGAAGGUCUUCCAUUUGGUCUGGGGAAGCUGAAGCAUAUUGCAGCCCGGACACAUUACGUUUUCGGUGGGAUAAGCCAUCUGUGAGACACUGGGUGUGCACAGCGCAAUAACGGCGCGAGCCAACCGGUUAGUCCAUCGACAACUAGCUCACAUUAACCCAGCUAGCCAACCAUUUUCGAGAACCCAGUUAGCUUGCGGUGAAACGAGCAUAUUGGUCGGUACGGAAAGUGUCGGUGGAUGCUGCUGAGGAAGUCUUGUGUCUGGCAGUACCCAACAGUAAGAUACAAGCCCGAGGCAUGCAAAGAGGGGAGUUUUUCUGCAGACGAGCGAGGAAAUCUCCACGCCCUGGGGUCUGUUCUGUGGUUACUAUUUAGCUAGCUCGCUGGCUAGCUACCGAGAGAGAAGCUCAAGAGAAGGUGGGGCCGCGGAGUGACAGUCUUGGACGCCAGCUAAUGUGGCUAGCUGGAUAACUUGGACUCUUGAGCGGCCACUGAUUUCCCUGUCACUGACAUUAGGAGGGUUUAAAUUACUAGGAGUGUGCAUUAUUGCACAAUAGUAGCCCGCAGAAAGCACGUUAUAAUUGACUGUUUCAAAAUCCGUGUGGGUGGGAUAUCUUGAGGAGAGCAUCCUCGUUUACCCGAAUGACCAUGGCGGACGAUGACGUGCUGUUCGAGGAUGUCUACGAGCUAUGCGAGGUGAUUGGGAAGGGUCCCUUCAGCGUGGUGAGGCGCUGCAUCAACAGGGACACAGGCCAGCAGUUUGCUGUGAAGAUUGUGGAUGUGGCCAGUUUCACCUCCAGCCCUGGCCUCAGCACAGAAGAUCUGAAGCGAGAGGCCAGUAUCUGUCACAUGCUGAAACACCCCCACAUCGUGGAGCUGCUGGAGACCUAUAGCUCCGAUGGCAUGCUCUACAUGGUCUUUGAAUUUAUGGAUGGAGCAGACCUGUGUUUUGAAAUUGUGAAGAGAGCUGAUGCUGGGUUUGUGUACAGUGAAGCAGUGGCCAGCCACUACAUGAGGCAGAUUUUGGAGGCACUUCGGUACUGCCACGACAACAAUGUGAUUCAUCGCGAUGUAAAGCCUCACUGUGUGCUGUUGGCCUCAAAGGAGAACUCUGCUCCUGUCAAGCUGGGAGGUUUUGGAGUGGCAAUACAGCUGGGAGAGUCUGGUUUAGUAGCUGGAGGUCGAGUCGGUACUCCCCACUUCAUGGCCCCAGAAGUAGUCAAGAGAGAGCCGUACGGCAAACCGGUGGAUGUGUGGGGAUGUGGAGUCAUCCUCUUCAUCCUCCUCUCUGGCUGCCUUCCUUUCUACGGCACCAAGGAGCGUUUGUUUGAGGCUAUCAUAAAGGGGAAAUACAAGGUGUGUGUGAUUGUCCAGAUGAACCCCCGCCAGUGGGCCCACAUUUCGGAGAGCGCCAAGGACCUGGUAAGACGCAUGCUGAUGCUGGACCCGGCUGAGAGAAUCACUGUCUACGAGGCCCUCAACCACCCCUGGCUCAAGGAGAGGGACAGGUAUGCAUACAAGAUCCACCUGCCGGAAACCGUGGAACAGCUGAGGAAGUUCAAUGCCAGGAGGAAGCUGAAGGGUGCCGUGUUGGCUGCUGUUUCCAGCCACAAGUUUAACUCCUACUAUGGUGACCCCCCAGAGGAACUACAUGACUUCUCAGAUGACCCAACCUCUUCAGGACUGCUAGCUGCUGAAACAGGGGCAGUAUCACAGGUUUUGGACAGUCUAGAGGAGAUUCAUGCAUUGACGGACUGCAGUGAGAAAGACAUGGACUUCCUCCACAGUGUCUUCCAGGAUCAGCACCUCCACACCCUGUUAGAUCUUUAUGAUAAAAUCAACACCAGGUCAUCCCCUCAGAUCAGAAACCCUCCAAGUGACGGAGUGCAGAGAGCCAAAGAGGUAUUGGAAACCCUCUCCUGUUACCCAGAGAACAUGGAGGCCAAGGAGCUCAGGAGGAUCCUCACACAGCCACACUUCAUGGCCUUGCUGCAGACCCAUGAUGUGGUGGCCCACGAGGUCUACAGCGACGAUGCGCUGAGGGUGACCCCCCCACCUACUUCUCCUUACCUGAACGGAGACUCACCAGACAGCACCAACGGAGACAUGGACCUGGAGAAUGUCACCAGGGUUCGCCUGGUCCAGUUUCAGAAGAACACUGAUGAGCCCAUGGGAAUUACUCUCAAAAUGAAUGAACUCAACCACUGUAUUGUAGCCCGAAUCAUGCAUGGUGGAAUGAUUCAUCGACAAGGGACUCUGCAUGUAGGAGAUGAGAUCCGAGAGAUUAAUGGCAUCAGCGUUGCCAAUCAGACGGUAGAACAGCUCCAAAAGAUGCUGAGGGAGAUGCGGGGAAGCAUCACCUUUAAGAUUGUGCCCAGUUACCGGUCGCAGUCCAUGUCUUGUGAGAAAGAGUCACCAGAUGUGUCCCGACAGUCACCUGCAAAUGGUCAUGCUAGUGUCACCAGCUCCAUCUUGGACCUGCCAGCGACGAUCCAGCCCAAAGGCCGUCAGAUAUCCAGACCUGCUAUCAAGGACAAAUUGUCCAUUAAGAUUUAUGUUCGUGCUCAGUUUGAGUAUGACCCGGCAAAAGAUGACCUCAUCCCGUGUAAGGAGGCAGGCGUUCGCUUCCGGGUGGGUGACAUCAUUCAAAUCAUAUCCAAGGACGACCAUAACUGGUGGCAAGGAAAGCUUGAGAACACCAAGAACGGCACAGCAGGCCUUAUUCCCUCACCUGAGCUACAGGAGUGGCGCGUGGCAUGUAUAGCUAUGGAGAAGACCAAACAAGAACAGCAGGCCAGUUGUACCUGGUUUGGAAAGAAGAAGAAACAGUACAAAGACAAGUACCUGGCCAAGCACAAUGCAGUGUUUGACCAACUAGAUCUGGUGACCUAUGAGGAAGUGGUUAAAGUGCCAUCAUUCAAAAGGAAAACGCUGGUCUUGCUUGGUGCACAUGGAGUUGGUAGAAGGCACAUCAAGAACACACUGAUUACCAAACACCCUGACCGCUUCGCCUACCCCAUCCCUCACACAACUCGGCCUCCUAAGAAGGACGAGGAAAACGGAAAGAACUACUACUUUGUGUCUCAUGACCAGAUGAUGCAGGACAUCAGCAACAACGACUACCUGGAGUAUGGCAGUCAUGAGGAUGCCAUGUAUGGAACCAGGCUGGAGACUAUCAGGCAGAUCCAUGCACAGGGCAUGAUUUCCAUCCUGGAUGUCGAACCACAGGCACUAAAGAUCCUCAGGACAGCUGAUUUUGCUCCCUAUGUUGUCUUCAUCGCAGCUCCCACUAUCACCCCAGGCAUGACCGAGAUUCCAAAGUGGUGCAAGAAACUGCCUGAUGACUCUCUUCAGCGGCUCCAGAAGGAAUCCGAGAUGCUGCAGGGGACCUACGCUCACUACUUUGACCAGACCAUCAUCAACAAUGAGAUUGAUGACACCAUCCGACUGCUGGAGGAGGCUGUAGACCUGGUGUCCACCACUUCUCAGUGGGUUCCUGUCUCCUGGGUCUACUGACAUACACUCAACGGCAACUAGCUCAUCACCCUGAACGAUCCCUCUCUUAUUCAACACGGAUGCUAAACUUGAGUCAAAUCCCCUUGAAUUGCAUCUCUCUCAUCAGAAUCCCAUAUUUCUGUAGAUAAACUAUCGUUGAAAAGGAGGGAAACGGAGAAAUUAAUGACUCUAAUGCCUCACUACAGAGACUUCAUCCUGCCCCUACCCCUUUUUCUCAACGGCUUCAAAUGGCACAUUAUUGUGUAAAUAUAUAUACAUAUAUAUAAAUAUAUAUAUAUAAAUGAUAAAAAAUGAAGUGAAUAUGGUUCGGUCCUAGUUGAAGGAUGGGGGAGUGGAGGGGCAGUGUGGUAGAUAUUUUGUACUUUUCUUUUGUAAUUGAUGGAUGGGUGGUAAAAUCAGUAAGGCAAUAGUGAGCAUGACCAUAAAGCAGUCUUAUGUGGCUGCGUGUGUGUGUGCGCGUGUAUAUGUGUGUGUGGACCUUUAAGGCACUUCUUGUGGUACUCUGUGUCCUCUUCUCCAACAUCCUCUAAUCUCCUCGGCCACUGUGACAAACAAGCCGAACUUAAAGCACAUUAGAAGCUGCUAUAGUGGCGACAAGUAACUCCCUCAGCUCCAAAUGCAAGUUUGAGUGAAGCAGGAAGCACAGAAAACUUGGCAGUUUCUUUCUCCCUCACCCACCCCCAGCCCUUUAUUUAUUUCACUGGCCCUCUGUGCCUGUCAGUUUGUUGAAAGAGCACACUGCAUUCCUCUACGCUGUCUUUCCGUGUGUUGUUGUACCAUGCUUCCCUUCCAAACCUCUGAUGGUCUUUGUUUACAUCUCAGUUUGCACAAAAUGGACAAUGAAGAAGAUGUGCUCUGCAUAUCGUCACCUCACAGUUUUAUAUUUUUACCCGCCUACUUUCUCUGGUUGGUUCCCCCCACCCCAAUACAUGAAAUGCUAAUCAGUGGUCAACAGACCCAUGGACCUGGACUAUCGUUACUAUCAGCUAUGAUAAAGCACUUGCAAUUACCACUAAACAUGGCUCCUGAACUAGAAAACAAAAAAAUAAUGGAAAGGAGAAAAAAAAUAAACUGUCUUUUCAAAGCCUCGGGGAAGAAGUCUGUACCACCUAUGCACACCCCUGGUGUCUGCUAGGCAGACUGCCACCACAACCGUUUUCUUCUUUCCCCACUCUCAAAGAGUGAGCCAUGCUUGUUGAAACUAAAGUGUUCAUAGGAGUGUCUCUGAAAGGGGAGGGCCUAAUGUAGGUGGGAUGAAUCCAAUCCUAGAGCCACCAUUUUGGAACUGUUAACUGUUGUCUUUAAACAUAUAAAGGAGUAUUCUUGUUUUGAGGGAGAGAAAAUAACUCAAAAUUUUGUGUGUAAAUGUUUCAAUGGUGCGUACGUCAUGAGUGAAUUACCAAGAGCCAGUGUAUAUAUUAUCUCUUAAAAGAAGCUCAGUAUGUGACAUAACCUCUUCGUGCUUUACCAGAAGUGGCACAACGCUGCCCCACCUACAGUAACUUAGUAUGUGGGCAGGGUCUUGAUAAU
Messenger RNA from Etheostoma spectabile (orangethroat darter), 5292 nucleotides. Its product is annotated as peripheral plasma membrane protein CASK. The coding region runs from base 889 to 3762 and encodes 957 amino acids. Gene Ontology annotation, molecular function: ATP binding; protein binding; protein kinase activity. The transcript is spliced from 29 exons. Gene Ontology annotation, biological process: protein phosphorylation. The record is from RefSeq and is a predicted model, not a curated record. Lineage: Eukaryota; Metazoa; Chordata; Actinopteri; Perciformes; Percidae.